Molecule: messenger RNA, 1701 nt
Organism: Aspergillus thermomutatus
Lineage: Eukaryota; Fungi; Ascomycota; Eurotiomycetes; Eurotiales; Aspergillaceae
Product: Gfo/Idh/MocA family protein
Exons: 1
Coding region: 1-1701 (566 amino acids)
Molecular function (GO): nucleotide binding
Source: RefSeq, a predicted model, not a curated record
AUGAUAGUGAGCGAGCUUCCCCAGAGAAACACUGCCGACCCCAUCAGCGACCAGCAGCAACGUGGCAAUAGGCUGCAUGACCAGCUGCGACAGAUACAGAAUCAACCCCAGCCAGAAGGACUGCUUGCUGUGAGGUUUGCAUCUUCCACGAUGCCGAAGCAGUGCCAAGGGCCAUAUACCUCUCUAUACUUCUCGGCAAUUUUGAUUUACCCCAGACCCCGGAUUCCCCGCGGUUCAUGUAUACUGAUUGACGGAAAAUUUACCCAGGCCGAACGCUGUCCGUCCCCUCUUUAUGUGAUGCGGGGUGUUGAUCUCGGGCUAUCUCAUCCCGAGGCUAUAAACAUCAUUUCCUCCCCUCUUUCUUUGACCACUCCAUCACACGAAUUGAAUCAACGCAGAGACAAACGAGUCAUGAAGAAAUAUGCUCUCAUCGGCACCGGCGGCCGCGCCAUGUUUUUCUACACGGCCAUCGUGCGCGACUUUGCCACUACCGCGCAACUGGUCGCCUUUUGCGAUACCAACACGACCCGGAUGGCAUACGCCAAUAGUCGACUGGAGGCACUCGGCCACGCGCCGGUUCCCACCUACCACGCCAGCGCCUUCGACCAGAUGAUCGCAGAAACCAAGCCGGACGAGAUCAUCGUAACGACAAUCGACCGCACGCACCACCAAUACAUCAUCCGCGCGCUAGAGCUGGGCUGCAACGUCAUCACGGAGAAGCCCAUGACGAUCGACGCGCCCCGCUGCCUGUCCAUCAUCGACGCCGUCGAGCGCACGCAGCGCCAGGUCCGAGUGACAUUCAACUACCGGUACGCGCCGCACAACAGCAAGAUCGCAGAGCUGCUGGCCUGCGACGCGAUCGGCCAGGUCCACUCCGUGCACUUUGAGUGGAUGCUCAACACGUCGCAUGGCGCCGACUAUUUCCGGCGGUGGCAUCGCGACAAGCGCAACAGCGGCGGGCUACUGGUGCACAAAUCGACGCAUCACUUCGACCUGGUGAAUUUCUGGCUGCGGACGAGGCCGGAGUGUGUCGUCGCGAUGGGGGAUCUGCGCUUCUACGGGAAGGAGAACGCGGAGCGCCGGGGCGAGACGCGGUUCUAUGCCCGCGCGAGAGGCAGCGAGGUGGCGCAGACGGACCCGUUUGCGCUCCGUCUGGAAGGCAAUGAGCAGCUGAAGGCGCUGUAUGCAGAUGCCGAGCACGAGGAUGGGUAUUAUCGGGACCAGAGCGUGUUUGGGGAUGGGAUCAGUAUCGAGGAUACGAUGGGGGUGAUGGUGCGGUAUGAGUGUGGCGCGGUGCUGACGUAUAGCUUGACGGCGUAUGCACCCUGGGAAGGGUUCCGGGUGAUGUUCAACGGGAGCAAGGGACGGCUGGAGGUGGAAGUCGUGGAGCAGUCGUAUGUCAAUUCGGGUGGGGACCAGGCGAUGGAGGGGGCGUUGGAGAGUAUGACGAUUCUCCUGCGGCCUAUGUUUGGCAAACCUGUUGAGAUUCAAGUCCCGACGGGUCAAGGGGGCCAUGGUGGGGGAGACCCUCAGCUGCUGAAGGACUUGUUUGGUGGUGAGGCUAUAGAGGAUCCGUUGAAACGGGCUGCGACGCAUCUCGAUGGUGCAUGGUCGAUUGCCACGGGCAUUGCAGCGAAUGAGUCGAUGCGCCGGGGCCAGGUUGUCCGGGUCAAUGAGGUGAUGAAGCUGCCAGUCGUCUAG